Plenodomus lingam JN3 is the source of this 2733-nucleotide messenger RNA. RefSeq lists its product as uncharacterized. Gene Ontology annotation, biological process: carbohydrate metabolic process; mannose trimming involved in glycoprotein ERAD pathway. The record is from RefSeq and is a predicted model, not a curated record. Gene Ontology annotation, molecular function: mannosyl-oligosaccharide 1,2-alpha-mannosidase activity; calcium ion binding. NCBI's taxonomy places the organism in Eukaryota, Fungi, Ascomycota, Dothideomycetes, Pleosporales, Leptosphaeriaceae. Gene Ontology annotation, cellular component: membrane; endoplasmic reticulum.
AUGUUACGUCUCAGGCGGUAUCGCGUCUUCCUACUCUUCGCCUUCAUCGCCGUCGUCGCCUUCUACAAGUUCCGCGCGUCGGGCGCAGCGUGGCGAGAGGCUGCAUCGAGUGCAGCAGGCGGCCCAGGUUUCCGGGGUAGCGAGCAGAAGAAGGCUGAGUUGGACAGUAAGCCACGCCCGGCUCUCGCACACGAGACACAAAGUCUGAGACUCGAUGUCCCCGCUGCCACACAACCGUCUGUUUUGCAGACACCGCCUCCGGUCAAGGCACUGCCGUCUCUACCGUCGUCGUCAUCAUCAUCAUCAUCAGAGUUGGCGUCAAUAACUUCGGCGGCAACAAGCGGCGAAGAGAAGCCAAACGUCCCCUCACAAAUACGGCCCCAACGAUACGGGGACCCAAUCGAUGGCGUGGUUCCUGACGACAAGUCGAGCUCGUCAACGGGCAUACCACCGAUACACUGGUCGAAGUUGGCCGAGCAUUUUCCCGUUCCCUCGGAAUCGUUGAUUAGAUUGCCCACGGGCAAACCGAAGCCAAUACCCAAGAUUCAAUUCGCCUUCAAACCAGAAAACGCUGCAGAAAAACAAGAUCGGCUGGCAAAACUUGAUGUCAUCAAAUCGGUCGCGAAAAAGUCGUGGGAUGGAUACAAAGAGUUUGCAUGGCUUCACGAUGAGCUGAGGCCUAUGACAGGCACGUUUCGCGACCCAUUCGCCGAAUGGGGCGCUACGCUGGUAGAUUCGUUGGAUACCUUAUGGAUCAUGGGCCUGAAGGAGGACUUUGAGGAGGCCGUCAAGGCCGUGGACCAAAUCGACUUCACAACAUCUACGCGCGCAGACAUUCCCAUGUUCGAAACAACAAUCCGCUACCUCGGUGGUCUGGUUGGCGCUUACGAUAUUAGCGGGAAGAAGUACAAGACUCUCCUCGAUAAAGCGGUUGAGCUUGCUGAGAUUCUUAUCGGUGCAUUCGACACGCCAAAUCGCAUGCCCCUUCUGUACUAUUACUGGAGACCUGCAUUCGCCUCUCAGACACAUAGGGCUGCCUCCAACGCCGUUCUCGCCGAGAUUGGGUCGCUCUCCAUGGAGUUCACUAGGCUUGCGCAGUUCACUGGAGAGGACAAAUACUACGAUGCAAUCGCACGCAUUACCGACAAUCUCGAAGAGUUUCAGAUGAAGACCAAACUCCCAGGAAUGUGGCCGACAACUCUGGAUAUAUCGGGCUGCAGCAAGUUGCCAGUAGACAAUAUGCUACAAACACCUCUGACGCCUCCUAUGGGGCUCAAUGACAAUGAAGCAGCCGAUGCUUCUCCUAAGGUUCCAGAAAAACUUUCGCCAAAUGGCAGGAAAUAUGUUCCAUUGAACCUACCGGAUUCUGUAGUGCUUACUUCCGACGACAAGCCAGCUGAUAAUGUACGAAGCGGUGGUUCCUUGGCCAAGCGCCAGCUCGACGACGACGACGACGACCUAGUAGACACUGAUGGAAUCGAUUCAGCGGCGGCCGCUAAAUCAACUCCUCAAUGUAUACCACAAGGAUUCCAAUCGCCAAAUGGAUAUUCGCGGGAGAAGUACACCCUUGGCGGUGAAUCGGACUCUACAUACGAGUACCUACCCAAACAAUAUCUUCUCCUUGGUGGCUUAGUGGAGAAAUACCGCACCAUGUACACAGCGUCCGCAGACGUUUUCAAGAAGCAUCUCAUCUACCGGCCCAUGCUCCCAGACGAGACGGAUAUCUUGUUCAGCGGCCAAAUGAGCAUGUCUUCUGAUGAGGAAAGCAAAGCUGGCGAACUCACGGCUGAAAAUGCGCAUCUCACUUGUUUCGCUGGAGGUAUGAUAGGCAUGGGCGCCAAGAUCUUUGAACGUCCCGAGGACCUCGAGAUUGCAAAGAAACUCACAGAAGGCUGCAUAUGGAGUUACGACAUGACAGCCAGUGGCAUCAUGCCGGAGGCCUUUAAUGUCAUGGCCUGCGAGGAUGCAAAGCAUUGCCCCUGGAACCAGACCGCGUACUGGGAACGACUUGAUCCAUAUUACGAGGCCCGAGAGUCCAAAUAUCAAUCUCAACUCCAAGAUUACAAAGAGAGGUUUGCCUCUGCUACCGCCCAGUACGAUGCAGAACUCGCGGCUAUAACCGCACCACCCAAACCAUCUCGCGCUGCUGCAGUCGACGCUCACUCUACAACCAGGACAAUCUGGGCCGAUACUCUUGACAGACGCCAACUGCCCCAUCUCGUCGACGAUGCGGAAUCCGAAGAAGGCGAAAGGCCACCUACAAAGGUCCAACCCAAACUUGACAGUCCAGCCAAGCCCAGUGUCACGAUGCCACAGUUCCCAGUCCUCUUCUCGCCCUAUCCUGCAGUGAGCCACAAAGAGUAUGUCAUGAGUCGAAUCCAGGAAGAACGUCUUCCACCCGGCGUGACGGAGAUUAAAAGCCGGUCUUAUAUCCUUCGCCCCGAGGCCAUUGAAUCCGUCUUCUACAUGUACCGCAUCACCGGCUCUUCGCAUUGGCGCGAAGCCGGCUGGCGCAUGUUCAAAGCCAUCGACCAGCACACCUCAACCACAUACGGCAACAGCGCAAUCGACGACGUCACCAAGUUGCACCCUGCCAUCAACGACGAGAUGGAGAGUUUUUGGCUCGCCGAGACGCUCAAGUACUUUUAUCUGCUCUUCGAGGACGAGGAUGUGGUGAAUCUGGAUGAGUGGGUGCUUAAUACCGAGGCGCAUCCUUUCAGGAGGCCCAGUUGA